AUGCAGCAGCAAUCUGGUACAGGAAACGGGAAUGCACGACGCGCUCUGAGUCCCGGGCCAGGUGGCAGCGAUACGGAGGAUUCCGAUAUCUCGCUCGGUGGAACGUCUCCUGCGUCACCGAGUUCCUCGCCACCGCCAACUCAUCAACCUCCUGUUCCUCUCGGGCCCCUUGGCCCUCUGCCCCCGCCGUCCUUAAAUUUCCGCUUCGAUCCGUCGCAAUCGCAGUUUCGAUUCAACCACGCGACGGCCUUCAAAUUCCCGCCCGCUGGUUUCCGAUUUGGACCGCACAGCCCGCAACACAAUCACCCGAACAUCUCGGGCGGCGGAAUCUUCAGGCUGACGGAAACAAGCCCGUUCCAAGCUGUGGGACCCAGAGGUGAUCUCGGAUCGAGAUUGCCGGAUCCGCUGGGGCUGCCACCGCCGAGAUUGCACCCACACGACGGUUUGCUCCAUCAUUCUCAAAUACAGCAUCAGCUACCGGAAGGAAUGUCGAGGAUAUCGGAAGGCUCGCGUCUCUCCGAUGGUGGAAUCUCGCGCCUGUCAGACAGCCUAUCGGAAGCGCACAGCCCGCCAUUAAUGGCGACGAACCUGUCGGUGACGGGUCCGUUAAGGGUCGCGGUACCGAGUCCUCAUACACCUUCCUCGCGAGGUAGUCCAACGGUCGGGCAACAGACUCCUCAGGGUCAGUCUCAAGGCCAGGGAUUGAUAAGGGUCGCGACAUCACCUCCACCGAAUCCGAAACCACCGCAGAUUCAUCGACCAUUCUCGCCGGCGUGAUACGACAAGGACGACGAAUCGGUGGUAAUCAUCUCGAGAGGAACGGGGAACGAACAGUCAAUCGCUCCGAGGAAAAUCGUGGCAAGCGACGAGCAUCAGUUUUUCGACAAACAUUUCGAAGUUUUAUGAAAGGGGAAACGGACGAGAGAACA
Molecule: messenger RNA, 929 nt
Organism: Frieseomelitta varia
Lineage: Eukaryota; Metazoa; Arthropoda; Insecta; Hymenoptera; Apidae
Product: splicing factor 1-like
Exons: 2
Coding region: 1-777 (258 amino acids)
Source: RefSeq, a predicted model, not a curated record